GUUGAUCGAGCAAGAACAAAAUGGCGGCCAUUAUGGUCUGAAAAAGAGUUUAUYUUUAUGGCGAUUUGWAUGCCUUUCAUGUAGUUCCAGCUGUCAAUCAUGUCCAUGAUGAUGAAACCACCUAUUCCUAGUUUUCCAUAUACUCCUGAAAAUGUCCAGAGACUCGAGAAGGCUUUGCAAGCAAUGCAGGAAAAGGGGAUGGAAAAUGACCCWCGUUAUGCACAGUUGUUGUCACUCAUGCAAGGGAGACCYCCCAUGAUGGAGGAUAACUCUUACAGCAUGGGUAACAUGCCGACAAAUGCCCCACCCAUGCAUUAUGGUGAUGCUGGCCCAAGUWAUGUACMAGGGCCAUCAAGCAUGCCAGACCCAAGUCAAAGAGCUUCUCCGGCUACAGUACCUGGACAAAAAUCUUUUAAUUCUCAGCAGUUGCUCCAACUACGAGCACAAAUUAUGGCUUACAAACUGAUUUCCAGGAAUCAACCAUUACCAGAUCAUAUCAAGAUGGCCAUGUUGGGUAAACAACCAUCCAAGAUGACAAUGGUUCCUGGAAAUUCCAUGACAAGUGGACCAGGAAAUUCCAGUCAGACAACUCCACAAGCAUCAACCCCACAGACACAGGCCUCUAUAGCUAAUACUUCUACGCCAUCUGCUAGUAUAGCACCCAACCAGACUGCAUAUAACGUACCAGGAAUGACUCCAGCACAAAAGAUUCAAGGCAGCAUGAAUAAACCAACAGGAACAAGCAACAACCAGACAUCCAUGGCGGCCGCUAAGGGAGCUGCUGCUAGYGCAAUCGCAGCCGCYAACCAGCAACAAAAACUCAAAGAACAGCAGAGGCAAGCAUUGGCAUUACAGCAGCAGCAACAACAAUCGCAACAACGCAAACCACAACCUCACUUGCAGAUGUCUAAGUCACAGCUAGCUCCUGUUACGAAGCCAACAGGUCUUGAUCCUGUAGCGAUAUUGAAAGARAGGGAGAAUAGAAUACAAGCAAGAAUUGUGCAGAGGAUCAAAGAACUUGAAGGUCUUCCUGGAAAUUUACCAGAUGAUUUGAGACUCAAAGCCAUGAUUGAACUCAGGGCAUUGAGACUACUGAAUGUUCAGAAGCAGUUGAGAAGUGAAGUUAUAGCAUGUACAAGAAGAGACACUACACUAGAAACAGCACUAAACUCUAAAGCAUAUAAACGCAACAAGAAGCAGUCCCUCAGAGAAGCAAGGAUUACUGAGAAACUGGAAAAACAACAGAAAAUGGAACAGGAAAGGAAGCGCAGGCAGAAACACCAGGAAUACCUCAACAUGAUUUUACAACAUGUCAGAGAUUUCAAGGAAUAUCACCGGUCUGUUCAGUCCAAGAUUAUCAARCUAAAUAAAGCAGUGAUGAAUUAUCACUCAGUAACAGACAGGGAGAAGAAGAAAGAAGAAGAAAGAAUAGAGAAAGAGAGAAUGAGAAAUGAGUACAUUGCUAGUCUUACAAAGAUGGUCCAACAGCACUUUUUUUACCAUAAGAAGAAGCAAAAGGGAAGAGUUCGACGCAAGUCAGACUUUUUUUAUGAGACUCCUGAGGGUGACAGACGCGUCACUGUUGUAAAUACAGAGACAAAUGAAGUUCUCAAGGGUGAUGAAGCUCCAAAGGCAGAUGAGCUGUUUUUUUGGCUUGCUAACCAUCCAGGCUACGCAGUGGCUCCAAGACAAGAAGAUGAUUCAGCUGAUGAAGACGACGAUGAAGAAGAAGAUGAUGAAGACACAAACCUUUUUUUAAUGUCAUGGCAAAGGUUAUCUGAGAAAGAGAGACGUAGAGAGAUUUUUUUCAAAGAUGAUGUAGGUGAAUCGGCGGCAGCUCAAGAAGCUGUCAACUACUAUGGAAUGGCUCAUACUGUCAAGGAAUCCAUCAUUUUUUUGCCUUCUUUACUAAUUGGAGGGASAUUAAAGGAAUAUCAGCUUCUUGGUUUGGAAUGGAUGGUUUCUCUACAUAACAAUAAUCUAAAUGGAAUCCUUGCGGAUGAGAUGGGUCUUGGGAAAACCAUUCAAACAAUUGCCUUAUUUACAUACUUGAUUGAGAUCAAGAGACUUAACGGACCCUUCUUGGUCAUUGUCCCAUUAUCAACUCUUUCUAACUGGGUUCUUGAGUUUGAGAAUUUUUUUCCUUCAGUGAUUGUGGUCAAAUCACAGUUACCAGACAAGGUCGAGUAUGUCAUCAAGUGUGACAUGUCGUUAUUACAACGUAUACUUGCCAACCACAUGCAUAAGAAAGGUGUGYUGCUSACUGAYGGAUCAGAGAAGGAUAARAAGGUCUGUAUURCUGUAAUAUCAUCACUAAGUCUYCCUUACCUUCGCCUUGAUGGUACAACUAAGUCAGAAGACAGAGGUCAAUUACUGGCUCUGUUCAAUGCCAAAGAUUCGCCUUACUUUGUCUUUCUACUCAGCACAAGAGCUGGUGGUCUGGGAYUGAAUUUACAAGCUGCCGACACUGUCGUAAUAUUUGACAGUGAUUGGAAUCCACACCAGGUAAAGAAAAACCACAAAACUAGUAAAGGAAACCUCAAAUAUACUUCCAGGAUACUUUACAUUCUUGUUUAUUUUUCUAUUCAGAGAAUGGACAAAGAAAGAAGACGGCAGAAUAUGAGGGAAGGCAACAGGACAAGGUUGAUUGCAGCGGAAGAGCUGCCACAAUGGAUCCUCAAGGAUGAUGCAGAGGUUGAGCGUUUGACAUGGGAGGAGGAAGACGAGAAGCUCUUUGGGCGUGGUUCCCGUCAGAGGAAGGAGGUCGACUACAGCGAACACUUGACUGAAAAGCAGUGGUUGAAAGCCAUCGAAGAAGGUUCCCUAGACGAGAUAGAAGAACGACAAAAAACAAGGAAAAUGAACAAGAAAAGGAAACGAGAANACAAUGAACGAAUCAAUUCCUAUCGUUAUCGAAGCCUUGARGAUCUCGAGGAAGAUUUCAUUCUGAUGUGUAGAAAUGCACAAACGUACAACAUGGAAGGAUCAAUCAUCUAUGAAGACUCCAUCAAGCUACAAUCUCUGUUUGUUCACGCUCUCAGUAAG
Messenger RNA from Exaiptasia diaphana, 3045 nucleotides. RefSeq names its product transcription activator BRG1. Lineage: Eukaryota; Metazoa; Cnidaria; Anthozoa; Actiniaria; Aiptasiidae. Gene Ontology annotation, molecular function: ATP binding; DNA binding; transcription factor binding. Gene Ontology annotation, cellular component: nucleus. The annotation marks the transcript as partial. The record is from RefSeq and is a predicted model, not a curated record. The transcript has 20 exons. Gene Ontology annotation, biological process: positive regulation of transcription by RNA polymerase II.